AUGUGGAUUGGCGGCUACUCCUCUCUGCUUCGCUGCACUGGGGGUCGUGACACGGCUCAAAGAGAAGGAAAUGCACCUGUAGAUGCCGAUCUCCUAGAGUCUGGCCUUUUCCAGACUUCAGACUUCUGGGAUCCCUACUUCCGCGAGCACAAAACUCUCAUCCCAACAAACCUGAUGGUCGAAGAAGUCAUGUCAAUCUUUCGGCUCACCAGAGACCCCGACGAGAAGCCAUGGAUGUCUCCCAAAGUGAAUGACCUCGAGAUGGACGUGAUGAUGCUCAGCGCUAUGUCGAGGAUCAAAGACGGCAUCACAAACGGCCCAACACGAGCAUUGUUGUGCGAGCUUAUCUUCAACGUCUGGGACACUCUGCUCGACCGUCAAAUGACGCGAUGCGCCUUAUCGCUUCGUCAACAGUUGUUUAUUGCGGUCGUUCCACCCUCCAACGAUCACAAUCUUCACAAAAUCGUCGCUUACGCUGAUUUUGUGCUGGAUCACCCAUCCCUGGAACAAUGGGACAAAUGUGUUAUUCUGAUGAAAGCCGAAUCUGAGGGGGAGAGGAAGCAGACGAAUGCUGAUCUCUUGAAAUUCAUGGGCUGCGUUCUUUCCGAGCGCCAGGCUCGAGGAAAAGAGGCUGCUCCAGUCUAUGGUGUCGGCUUCGACGGACUGCACUUCGAUUUCCACCAGAUCAGCCUUGAUCGAUGCUGGUCCACGAAAACCCUCGAGGCUGCGGGCGGUCACUCUCCAGAGGUCCUCAACUUGCUCGGACAUAUCAUCAUGGAAGCGAUUAUCAGGCCUUCGAGCCAAACGCAUGAUACAGAUCCGGAGGAAUCAGCUAGAAUUGAUACUUGCACUGUGAACCUGGUUGCACCUUGA
This is a messenger RNA of Penicillium argentinense, 873 nucleotides long. Its product is annotated as Restriction endonuclease type I HsdR N-terminal. The coding region runs from base 1 to 873 and encodes 290 amino acids. The transcript is spliced from 4 exons. The record is from RefSeq and is a predicted model, not a curated record. NCBI's taxonomy places the organism in Eukaryota, Fungi, Ascomycota, Eurotiomycetes, Eurotiales, Aspergillaceae.